AUGGAGGCUCCGUCUACGAUCAAGGCUAUCAAGGCCCGCAUGAUCAUCGAUUCCCGUGGGACCCCCACGACGGAGGUCGAGCUCACCACCCAGCUGGGCGUGUUCCGCGCUGCGUGCCCCUCUGGAGCAUCUACAGGGAUGCACGAGGCUCUCGAGCUCCGAGACAAGGACCCGAGCGCCUUCCGGGGCAAGGGGGUUGAGCAGGCUCUCGAGAAUAUCAGGAAGAUCAUUGCUCCCGCGCUGAUAGGCAUGCCUGUCCGUGACCAGCGUGCGAUAGACGAGAAGCUCCAGGAGCUGGAUGGGACCGCGGGUAAGACCUUCAGUAUCCUCGGGGCGAAUGCUGUGCUGCCCGUCUCGAUGGCUUGCUGCCUUGCCGCAGCACGCGAGGAGCACAUCAGCCUUUAUCAGUAUCUUAACAGGCUUGCCAACAGCAACAGCAGCAACGUAACAGGCGCUAGGGAUGUGAGGCUUCCGGUUCCCUGCAUGAACAUCAUCAAUGGUGGGAAGCACGCUGGCAACAAGCUUGGGCCCCAGGAGUACAUGAUAGCUCCCACAAAGGCGAAGAACUUCAUGCAGGCCAUGCAGAUGGGUUGCGAGGUCUACUCAAAGCUUAAGGAGAUCCUCAAGGACGAGUUUGGGCUUGCGGCGACCGCCGUCGGUGACGAGGGCGGCUUUGCUCCCAACGUUGCUGAUCCAGAGGUUCCUCUCAAGUACAUCACAAAGGCCAUCGACGCGUGCGGGUACAACGGCCUCAUGGGCAUCUGCAUUGAUGCCGCGGCAUCGGAGUUCUAUUCCAAGAACGAGAACGUCUAUGAUUUGAACUUCAAGGAUCCCGAGAACCCCAACAAGGUCAGCGGCGCUGAGCUCGCAAACAUCUACCUUGGCUGGUGCAGACGCUACCCAAUCGUCUCUUUUGAGGACCCGUUCGAUGAGGAGGAUCAUACCACGUUUGCAAACUUCCUCGCUGCGCUCAGGCAGGAAGGUCUUCCGACACAGGUUGUCGGUGAUGACUUGACUGUUUCGCAGGUGUCACACAUCCAGAAGGCCGAAACGUACAAAUCUUGUAGCGCCCUGCUCCUCAAGAUCAAUCAGGUCGGAACUAUCACUGGUGCGAUUGAUGCUGCGAAUCUUGCGAUGUCUUAUGGCUGGAGCGUCAUGGUCUCACAUCGCUCUGGUGAAACGGAGGACGUGUUCAUUGCCCAUCUGGCGACGGCUCUCGGGUGUGGCCAGAUCAAGUCUGGCGCUCCGAGCCGCUCUGAGCGCUGCGCUAAGUACAAUGAGCUUCUUCGCAUUGAGGAUAGCACCAAGAUACCUUAUGGUUUCGAGGCCUGGAAGUGA
This is a messenger RNA of Giardia duodenalis, 1338 nucleotides long. RefSeq names its product Enolase. Gene Ontology annotation, biological process: glycolytic process. Lineage: Eukaryota; Fornicata; Diplomonadida; Hexamitidae. Gene Ontology annotation, molecular function: magnesium ion binding; phosphopyruvate hydratase activity. Gene Ontology annotation, cellular component: phosphopyruvate hydratase complex. The record is from RefSeq and is a predicted model, not a curated record. The coding region runs from base 1 to 1338 and encodes 445 amino acids. The transcript has a single exon.